GUGAAUUAAUGUUUCCAUAGUCUCCAUUUCCUGGUGAUGAUGAAGAAGAGGUUUUUGACAGCAUUGUGAAUGACGAAGUUCGCUACCCAAGAUUCCUCUCAACAGAGGCCAUCUCCAUUAUGAGAAGGUUAUUAAGAAGGAAUCCCGAGCGACGACUUGGAGCUGGUAAACGUGACGCAGAGGAUGUGAAGAAACAUCUGUUCUUCAGAAAUAUUGACUGGGAUGGACUAUUAGCAAAGAAAGUGAAGCCACCAUUUGUACCCACAAUCCAGAGUUCCAUUGACGUUAGUAAUUUUGACGAUGAAUUUACCUCAGAGGCACCGGUGCUCACACCCCCCAGAGAACCCCGGCCCUUAACCCAGGACGUGCAGGACCUAUUUGCAGACUUUGACUAUAUUGCAGACUGGUGUUAGUCAUGUGUUGGCAUCCCUCCCUCUCUCUACACACACACAAGACACAGAAAAUGUGAAUCAGACCAUUUGCAAAUAUCCUUUUUUUUGUUGUUGUCAGUGUUAUUUUAGGAUUACCACAUCCCCUUUUCCGUUUUAACAUGAAGAAGAAACUUUUUUAAAUUUUUUUUUUAUGAUUAUUUUAUUACCAACAUGUUCAGGUUCAGGAUGAUUAUUCCAUUUCAUCAGGGCUUAAGCACUGAUCAUGAAAAACAUGAACUGAGCAGUAUAGUUUUCAACUGUACUGACAACAUACCACAGCUUGAACCAUGUGAUCAGGUGCUUCACUGACACCCCCUAGUGUUGAGGAAGUCAGUAGGCCACAUCCACAUUCAUCUUGCCCACGGAAUUUCAUCAGUUACACUAAGAAUGAUGAGCCUUGAUUUUAAUAUUUUUGUAUUUGAAGCAUUUACAGUGCGACUGGUUAAAAAGUCUGUCAGCUGUCAAUGUUGAUUAUGUGGAAGUGUUUUAAAGCCAUAGACCGAAAUAAUAGGUGAUACUUUGUACCUCAUCCAAUGAAUGUAUAGUUUGCCACCAUUACCAAAACAUCUAACCAUUUUUAUGUAAUGGAGUAUUUACUCUUCCCUACAGUACAGUAAUAAUGCAUCAAGAUCCUAGUUACAACGAAAUCAAAUAUGAACUACCAGUUACAGCUCUAAUCAUAUAUGUCAGUGCUUUGAAACAGGAAAUGCAUUUACUUCCAUUGAGUUCUUUUUCUAUCAAGUUUCAGGAUAGGGUCAUGUUUAUUUUUACCAGACUUAAGCUGUCAGUGGAUUUAAACUACCGUUCAAAAGUUUUGGGUCAGUGGAUUUUUUUGUUGUUGUUAAAAAUUCAGCUUUGA
Molecule: messenger RNA, 1290 nt
Organism: Sinocyclocheilus anshuiensis
Lineage: Eukaryota; Metazoa; Chordata; Actinopteri; Cypriniformes; Cyprinidae
Product: serine/threonine-protein kinase N2-like
Exons: 3
Coding region: 120-413 (97 amino acids)
Biological process (GO): protein phosphorylation
Molecular function (GO): protein serine/threonine kinase activity; ATP binding
Source: RefSeq, a predicted model, not a curated record